AUGGUGGCCCAGGAAUAUGAUAUUGCAGCAGUUGGGCGAGGGGGGAAGGAGGCGAUUGCCAAGCAAAAGCAGUCCCUACGACGGAGACUAGGUCUGGACGAGUGUGAGCGAUUCAUGGAUGUAAGCGAUAUCAUUAGAGACGAGGAUCUGGAAGCACCAGCGCAAGCAGCAGCACCACCAGCAACAGGUUCAUCAAACCCCGCUGCAGCAGCUGUUGGCAAGCAGAAGCAGAAGCAAGAAGCUACAGCUGGAAUCAAGCGUGGUGCGCAGGAUCUAAUGGCUGAGAUGCUGCCAAGUGGCACCAGUCCGGGGGUCGGUGAUGGUGGCAGUUCUGCUGGUAGUGUAUCACCCGCAUUGAUCUGUCGACCGUCGGUUGUACUGUCCCUCUUCCAGCUCUUCAAAGCGCCCUCCCUCACUAUUUGUUUUACCCCUCCCUUCCACCGCUCCUGCCUGCCACCCGCCCAUCAGAUCACAGUAGAGCAGGUGGCAGCAGAGGGGGAUGAUUGGGAGGAAGAGGAGGAGGAAGAGGGAGAAUGGCCCUUGCAGGCGCUGUGUGAACAACUGCUCACAGACAUGUUUCACCCAGUGUGGGAGGUACGUCACGGCAGUAUUCUUGCCCUCAGGGAGGUUAUGUCCGCGCAUGGGAACUGUGCUGCAGUUUGCCGCCCAAUAGUUCCUUCUAAGUGGGCCAGUGCCAAUGGGAAUGAGGAGAUAGAAGAUGGGAAUGGGAAGAUGGAGCUGGAGGUGGUGAAGGAGGAGGAUGAUGGCAAGACUGUACCAGAGAUGAGGGAGCUGGAUGUGGGGUUGGUCAAGGCGCCGAUGGUGAGUUCGGAAAAGGAGGAAGAAGGGGUUAACAAGAAAAUGGAGGUUGUGGAUCAUUGGGGUAUCAGAAAAGAAGAACGUGUGGAGGCGGAAGGAUUGGAGGAUGUGAAGCAGGAAGUAAAAGAACGAGAGUUUGUGAGUAAGCCAUUGGUAGCUGUGAAGAGGGAGAUUGAGGUGGGGACUUCUUUAAAGGCAGAGGUGAAAGAGGAGGCGAAAGGUGAAGAGGAAGGUAUGAAAACGAGAGCAGAGGAGGAAUUGAAAGUAGAGGAUGAGAUGGGAGUAAUCGAGGGGCGACUGGAGGGAGUCAAGAGGGAGGCGAAGGCAGAGUCGAAGGAAGGGAGUGGUGGCUGGCUAGGCCUCUCUAUGGGCUCUGAGACGCCUAAAGAAAGCAAUGGAGAGUCCGCGUCUGGGGGCAAGCUUGCUGCUACUGCUGGGGUGUGUGUGAAGGAGGAGGCAGGAGAAGGGGGCGGGAAGGGGGGGGAGGAUAACCGAGCUGAACGAUCCGGAUUUGACUUGAACGAGUUGCUGGUCUGUAAAGUGGAGGACACUGAAGCGAGUGUGACGAAUCAAGAGGGCGUCAUUAACCAAAAUUCUGGAGGGAGGGCGCGUAUGGGCUUGGACUUACAUCUCUCUGACGGCAUGCAAUCAGAAGAGAUGGGAGAGGGGGUGGUACGAAAUUUGGGGAAUGAAAAGAGUAUUGAGGGGAUUAAGGUAGAAGCCAACACGGAUGAGGCUGAAGAGAAGAGCAAGCGUGAGGGAAGUGAGAAAGCUGUGGGAAAGGGGUUGGACUUGAACAUGGAAGUUUCCGAGGAAGCAAAUGAGGGGAAACAUGUGGAUGGGGGGGAAGUGGCUGAGGAGAAGAAUGGAGAAGAGAAGGAGAGUGCGCUGGUGGUGGCACAACGUGUGAGGGCGGCGGAGAAAGGUGCAACGGCGACGAUGGAAUCUGCAAGGAAGGCACAGUUAGCUAUAGAAGCUGCCAGGAAGGCACAGGCGGAUAAUGAGCUGUUUUUGGAGGACUGUGCCAUUCGGCUGCUGUGCAUCUUCGCUUUGGACAGGUUGGAAGACUUUGUGUCGGACCAGGUGGUGGCGCCAGUGCGGGAGGCGUGUGGACAGGCGCUUGGAGUGGUGCUCAAAUACCUGCCCUCCAGGGCUGUUGCACGCACACUUGAUGUGCUGCUGCAAAUGCAGAACCGAUCAGAGUGGGAAGUGCGGCACGGUGCCCUGCUUGGCAUCAAGUACCUUAUAGCAGUGCGCCAGGAGCUACUGCCCUCCCUGCUGCCCUCGCUCCUCCCUGCCUGCAUCCGCGCGCUGCAAGACUCAGAUGAUGAUGUGAGAGCUGUGGCAGCAGAGGCGCUGCUGCCAGCUGCUAAGACUGUGGGGGAGGGCGUGGACGAAAGUGAUUUGAGGCAGCUGAUGCGGCUGCUGUGGGGGAUUCUAUCAGAACUUGACGACCUCAGUCCUUCCACUAGCAGUGUCAUGACCCUCCUUGCUGAGCUGCAUGCUCUUCCUCGAGUUGCUGCCCUCUGGACCGUACCCCCCUCCAGGGUUGCAUCUCUCACUCGCCCCGUGAUUCACCACUGGUGCCAGCUCAUCGCCACACCGCCUGGUGGCCCCCUUGACACCUCCCUCCUCUUUGCCACAUCAGCACCUGCAGCUCAAGGGACAGCCAGCAGAGGCAUGGGGACUGAGGGUAAGGGGAGGGGAAGGGGUAGAGGGGGAAGGGGAAAGGGCAAGGGGAAGGAGUUGGAAGGUGUAGCAGCAGGAUCUAGUGCAGGGAGCUCUGCUGCUGCUGGCAGUGCACUAGGGAGCGGUGGUAGUGGGGUGGUGGUGGUAGGGGCUGAAGGCGAGAGUGCAGCUGUGCGUAUGAGAGUAGACACAAGCCAAGCCAUGGGCUUGCUGCUCUCCUUCUGGCCUGUUGUCCAGCUAGAAGGCGGAGUAGCCCCGUUGAUAUCCCUCCUGGGGUCCGUGGCUGCCACACAGAAGCAGGUUGGUGCUUUGAUCAUUGCUGCUUGGUUCAGGGAGCUUGAGAAACGGGAGCUAGGGAAAAUGGAGGUGGAGCAAACGGACAGUCAGCAAACAUUGCAAAAGCCAAAUCAGCAUCAGCAGCAGCAGCAGCAGCAGUAUGCCCUUGGCUCUCUUCCUGGUCUCUCUUUGGUACGACCAUCUCCUCCUGUUGAAAAAUUGUUGAACCACUUGAUGGCUCUCCUCUGUUCUCCUGAUGCUGGCCAAAGCUACGAGGAGCUCUCUCGAACCUACAACAAGCUCCGGGCUGAAGCUAGUGCUUUGAUCAGCCAUGCCCGAGCUCUGGGGUUAGCACCAGACACGAUUAGUUCGGCGCUUACACGAGCCGGCUGUGUUGGCUCGGCAGGGGCUCUGGAUAGCAGUACAGCAGGAGAAACGAGAGGAAAGGGAGGAACAGGAGGAACAGUUUUGGAAGGACGAGGAGGGGAAGAGGCUCAUUUUGAUAGAUUGAGUCCAGAGGGUGCGUUGGAACUGGCAGGGGCUUUGGCUGGGCUUGCUGGGUCAGGAACAGGCGAGGUGGAGAACAGGGAUGCACCUGGUGGUGCCAACAUGCACACAUCCGUCACAGCAACAGUGGCGGCAGCAGCCGUGCGAGUCUCCUUAAGUCUGCCUUCCAAGCUCAACCCCAUCAUACAGCCACUCAUGGCCGCACUCAAGCGAGAAAGGGAGGUGCUUCUGCAGCAGUGUGUAGCGAGCGGCCUCGCAUCCGUCAUCCUGCGCUCCUUGGAUCGCCGCCCUUCCCCCAACGACAGGCUUCUCAAGAAUCUAUCUACACUCGCCUGCUCCGACCCCUCUCAGUGCCCACCACCCUGUGAUGCCAAUAAGGAGGCGGAUGACCCCCUGGAUCCCACCCUCGCCAUGCCUGCUGCGGCUGGAGCCGGGGGUGCGGCUUCAAAAGGAGCCGCUGGUGUGAUUGUAAAAGGGGAAGGGGCAGCAGGGUCGUUGGAAGCCAUGAUUGGCCGCAGAGGAGCCGAGCUGUCCUUCAGAGCCUUGGCGGACAGCCUUGGCCCAGACCUUUUUACAAAGCUGCCGAAGCUGUGGGGUCUCCUUACUGAGGUCUGGAAGCCCGGAGAGUCAGAGGGAGGUGGUAGCACAGGGAAGUGCGAUGAGGGAGAACUGUUCAAAGCAGAUCCACUGGCACUAGUCAACACCUUUCAACUCAUCCGGUGCCUAUCCCUUGUCCUCCACACGUCCCUUAUCCCCCAACUGCUCCUCCUCCUUCCACCAGUUCUCUGUUGCACUCGCCAUCCCCAUGCUGCUGUCCGAUUCGCCUCAGCCCAGUGCCUGGCAGCACUUGUGUCUCUUUUGUCUGCAGAGCAAACUGUUCUCUCCGCCAUUCUCACUCAUGUCAUUCCUCAGCUCACCAACACACUCUCUGAACCAGCCCGUCGCGGAGCAGCAAGUGUUGUUUCCUCGUUAGUCAACACCCAAGGCGAGAUGCUAGCACCAUACGCUGCACUCCUAGUCGUUCCCCUCUUAGCUCGGAUGUCCGACCCUAGUCCGCAGGUGCGGCAGCUGGUGACACAGAGCUUUGCCAGGCUCGUGCCUCUACUGCCUCUCGCCCGAGGGCUGCCUUUACCAGCGUUUUUGGACAAGGAAGGUGCGAGGAAGGCCCGGGAGGAUGCCCGGUUCCUGGAGCAGCUUCUGGAUAAUCGCAAGGCGGAUGAUUACCAGCUGCAAGUGAAGCUGUCGGUCACCCUGAGAAGGUACCAGCAGGAGGGUGUCAACUGGUUGGCCUUUCUGCGCCGCUUCCACCUGCAUGGGGUGCUGUGUGACGACAUGGGGCUGGGCAAGACCCUCCAGGCCUCCUCCAUGCUCGCCUCAGACACAAUCGAGCGCCAAGCUGCUGCGCGUGCAGCUGCUACCGGGCCUACUUCUGCUGCUGAUCGUGCUGCACCUGGUGCUUCUGGAUUCGGAGUUGCGCCCACGCCUCUCCUCCCGUCUCUCAUCGUUUGCCCACCCACUCUUGUCGCUCACUGGGUCUACGAGAUCGAGAAGUACAUUCCUCGUGGGAUAUUCUUCCCACUGCAGUAUGCAGGCAGCGUUGCCGACCGGCAGAGGAUGCGGGGGCAGCUGAGAAAGCACAACCUGGUGGUAACCUCGUAUGAGGUGUUACGAAGCGACAUUGAUGAGCUGGCAGCCAUCACAUGGCGGUACUGUGUGCUGGACGAGGGGCAUCUGAUCAAGGGCGCUAAGACGCGGCUGUCGCAGGCGGUGAGGCGGAUCAAGGCGGAGCAUCGGCUGCUGCUGACGGGCACUCCCAUUCAGAACAACGUCUUGGAGCUGUGGGCGCUCUUUGACUUCCUCAUGCCAGGAUUCCUAGGGACUGAGAAACAGUUCCAGGCGCGGUAUGGCAAGCCUCUACAGGCUGCACGAGACCCCAAGUGCACUGCCAAGCAAGCAGAGGCAGGCGCUCUGGCCAUGGAGGCCCUUCAUCGCCAGGUGAUGCCAUUCAUUCUGCGCCGCACCAAGGAGCAAGUUCUCUCAGACCUGCCUCCCAAAAUCAUCACCGACCGAUACUGCCAGCUGAGCACGCUGCAGCGACUACUGUACGCUGACUUCUCAAAGUCCCACGCGUCAGAGGAGGUGGUGACAGCAGUAACGGCGGCAGGUGGAGGAGCAGAGGGAGGAGGAGGGGAGCAAGCUUCAACCCAUGUGUUCCAAGCGCUGCAGUAUCUGAGGAAGCUGUGUAGCCAUCCGUUACUGGUGCUGGACCCUUCCCAUCCCCGCCACGCAGCUGCUCUCGCAGCAGUAGGGGCCUCGGGGGCAGCAGCAGAAGCCGGGCCGAGAGGAGGCAGCAGCAGUGGUGCUGGCAGCAGUGGAGGGGAUGGUGUUGGGGACGUGCAUGACAUAGUGCACGCACCCAAGUUGGUUGCGCUGAGAGAUAUUCUGCUGGAGUGUGGGAUAGGAGGAGGAGGGGAGGGUAAGAGUGGAGGGGAUGUGGGAGGUGAGGCCAGCGAGGGCAAUCACCGUGUGCUCGUGUUCGCCCAGCUUAAGUCAUUCCUUGAUAUAGUGGAGGAGGACCUCUUCAAGAAACACAUGCCUGGUGUGUCCUAUCUGCGCAUUGACGGGUCGGUGGAGCCAUCGCGCCGUUUUGAUCUGGUCAAGGCCUUCAACUCAGACCCAACGAUCGAUGUGCUGCUCCUCACAACCCAUGUCGGUGGCUUGGGCCUGAACCUAACAGCAGCGGACACAGUGGUGUUCUUGGAGCAUGACUGGAACCCAAUGCGGGAUCUGCAGGCUAUGGAUCGAGCCCAUCGCCUGGGGCAGAGGCGGACGGUGAACGUGCACAGAGUGAUAAUGGCGGGCACGCUGGAGGAGAAGGUCAUGGGGCUGCAGCGCUUCAAGCUCUCCAUAGCCAACGCGGUGGUCAAUGCUGACAACGCCAGUCUCAAAUCGAUGGACACAUCGCAGCUCUUAGACCUCUUUAACGCUGGCCCUCCUGCUGCCAGUGCUGGUGCUAAGCAGAAACCAGCAGACUCAUCUUCAGAUGCAGCUGUGGCAGCAGCUGGAGGAGGGAAGGGACUGAAAGCUGUGCUUACUGGCUUGGAAGAUCUAUGGGACGAGUCGCAGUACGCAGAGGAGUACAACCUGGAUAACUUCCUGAAACGCAUUUAG
This is a messenger RNA of Closterium sp. NIES-65, 6462 nucleotides long. Lineage: Eukaryota; Viridiplantae; Streptophyta; Zygnematophyceae; Desmidiales; Closteriaceae. The record is from the annotation of a GenBank genome assembly.